Malania oleifera is the source of this 3138-nucleotide messenger RNA. RefSeq names its product protein DWD HYPERSENSITIVE TO UV-B 1-like. Lineage: Eukaryota; Viridiplantae; Streptophyta; Magnoliopsida; Santalales; Ximeniaceae. The coding region runs from base 359 to 2839 and encodes 826 amino acids. Gene Ontology annotation, biological process: cellular response to UV-B. Gene Ontology annotation, cellular component: Cul4-RING E3 ubiquitin ligase complex. Gene Ontology annotation, molecular function: protein binding. The record is from RefSeq and is a predicted model, not a curated record. The transcript is spliced from 10 exons.
AUCCAUUGAAGGUUUUAUGAUUUUGUAAAUGUCGUUUUGGGACAUGGUCCAUCUGUGAGAGAGAGAGAGAGAGAGAGAGAAGACUUAAGAGAUAAGUUGGGAGGUCUCUUUCCAUGGUUUGGUGAUUGGUCCUUCCCACUACAAUGGCAAUAUUCAAUUAAUGUGGGAUUAUUAUAAUCAUGUUUACUAAUUGAUAAGACAUUAAGUGCUUAUCCGCUGCAGUCUGCUCCGCUCCUCAGAGAAGCAACCUCGCUUAUACUUUUCUCUUCCGUUGAAUUUUUUACUGAAUCGCCAUUUCUGCAAGCUCCGCUGUUCCACAUCUACGCUGUUGCGAAUGCGAAUGCUGAGUUGAUGAGCCAUGUCUCUCGAUAUCUCCACCCUUGAAGCUAGGUACCUUGAAUCUUGCGAGAGGAAUGAGGUGGCACCUAAUGUGGCUGUGUUAUCAUGGUUUAAUAAGGCUAAAAUUCAGAAAUCCCAUCACAAGAAAUGUUGCAUAGUGGUUUUAUUGGACCAUCUAAAGGAUGCUGAUUUUUCUCCUCUUAUUGAUGUAUUCACGGCAAUUGACUCCUCCAAUACUGAUGCUGUUGACAUACUUAACGAAUCACCCUGCAUCUUGAAUGAAGAAUACGUAAUGUCUUUGAUGCGCACAAUAAACUUGAAGCUCCGAGUUGUUGAUCUCCAGGAUAUGUCAUUUGGAAAGGACUUUUUUCAGGAUCUCUCUUGGGGUGGCUUGGCUUGCCGAGUUUUAAACUUGACAUCAUCGCACAUACAGAAGCUCAACAUGGUGGGCAGGUUUAUGCAGUUACACACCCUUAAUCUGGAUUUUUGUACUUCGCUAACUAGUUUGCAGAAGGAUUGUUUUGCUUGCAUGCCAAAUCUGAUGUGUCUCUCUAUGUGUGAGACACGAGUUGCUAAUCUAUGGACGACUAGUGCUGCGCUGUCAAAGCUCCCUUCUUUGGUGGAACUCCGCUUCCAGAAUUGUUUGUGCUGCAGUGACACUGGGCCAUGUCCUAAGUUAUCCAGUGAGAAAACUGACAUUCUUUUGCAUGAGCGAACUGGUUUGGGUCAGUUGAAAAAAAAAUUCUACUCUGAUACUCCACCUGUUGAUAGUAGGAAAGUUAGAGUCCAAGAUUUUGGCACAGAUGAGGCAGUCAGGAGCUUUGUAUCUAAUGAUGAUUCACUUAUGGUUCAUGAUGUCCAAACUGCAGCUUGUAAUAUAUCAGAAAAUUGUGAAGCUAGAUUGUCAAGUCACCUGCAAAGAAUAAGCUUGUUAGAACUUUCAUCUGGUGCCCUUUCUGCCUUUGAUGGACAUUCUCCUCUCCAAAAUGAGGUUUCUUUUGACAAAUUGCAUGUUCGUGAUGAAGAUGAGUCUAUUGUGAGUGCUCUUAACUUAGGCACAGAAAAUACCCCUACUGCUUUGAAGAAGUAUAUUUCGCACCAUCCUUCACCCAUAUGCUUUGAGAAGCAUUAUAGAGAGUAUAUGGUCGCUUCGUUGCCUCGUUUGGAAGUUCUAGAUAAUUUACCAAUAAGAAAGACUGACAGAGAGAUGGCCAAGGUUAUCUUCUCCAAAUAUUUUGAGUACUUACCAUAUAAACAUCAGCACAAGGAGAGUGUUGUCAGUGCUUUGUUGAAACGUGAAAUGGGGACAGCUAGUAUUCAUUGGAAAAAAUCAUCCACGGAAAAGUGUCCAUCUUUUCAUAGAAAGGGUCAACAUUAUUUCUCCCGGUCUCUUUGUGCUGCCAAAGUUGGGUCUUCUGCAUGGCCGCUCAUGUGUCCAGUGUCUAACAUUUGCCAAUUUUCCAAAGAAGAAAGUAAGAUAAUUCGUCCAAGGCAGUUUGAAUAUCAUCCAUCAAACUCCAGUCUUAUGGCUUUUGGAACUUUGGAUGGUGAAGUAGUUGUUUUGAACCAUGAGAAUGGUAACCUUGUUGGUUAUGUCCCAUCCACAGGAGUAACGAACAGUGUUUUGGGGCUCUGUUGGCUGCGGAAGUACCCAUCCAAGCUACUUGCAGGUUCUGAUAAUGGUUCCUUGAAAUUGUAUGACAUUAAUGGCAUGCUGCGAAAAGUUGCAGAUGUCUAUUGCAGUUCCAGCACAGCUACAUUUGAUGAUUUUGAGCAGCUGACUUCUGUUCACGUCAAUUCAAUGGAUGAUCAAUUUCUUGCAAGUGGGUACUCAAAACAUGUUGCUCUUUAUGACAUUGGUACUGGGCGACGCCUACAAUUGUUUACUGAUUUGCAUCGAGAACCCAUUAAUGUUGCUAAAUUUGCACACCAUUCCCCCUCCAUAUUUGCCACUUCAUCAUUCGACCAUGAUGUCAAGAUGUGGGACUUGAGACAGAAACCAGUAAGGCCUUGCUAUACGGCUUCAAGCUCAAGAGGAAAUGUGAUGGUUUGCUUUUCACCUGACGACCUCUAUCUGCUUGUGUCAGCAGUUGACAAUGAGGUUAAGCAACUUUUGGCAGUAGAUGGGAGGCUUCAUAUGAAUUUUGAGAUCACAUCUACAGGAAGUGCUCAUAAUUAUACACGUUCUUAUUACAUAAAUGGAAGGGACUAUGUCAUUAGUGGGAGUUCUGAGGAGCAUGUAGUUCACAUUUGCUGUGCUCAAACUGGAAGGCGGCUUAGGGAUGUUGAUUUGGAGGAUAGGGGCUCAGGAAGUUCUAUGUUUGUGCAGUCCUUGAGGGGUGAUCCUUUUAGGGACUUUCACAUGAGUGUCUUAGCAGCUUAUAGGCGCCCUGGCUCGAAGUGGGAGAUCAUCAAGGUCAAUUUGCUUGAAUCCAACCACAAUGCUAAAGAGAAUUUUUGUAGCAAUCAAUUUUGCCCAUCCUAUGGGCUCGGAGGUUGACAAAUGUACAUAUCUAUAUGAAUGCAUGCACGCGUAUGUCUAUAUCUAUGUAUUUCCUUAAUCUGUAAUAAUGCCAUCUUGUGUAGUCUGCACUCUGUACUUGUCUUUGGAUUCUCCCAUUGACAUCUCGAGUUUCUUGUCUCGUUGGUUGGGUUCUUGAGUUGCAAGCUGCCCGGUGGACGUUGGUGUUCUUGAUGCCAUGCUCCUUUUGAGUUAUGGUUGUUAUGCUGGCAGCUUGAGUUCCUGGAGGUAAACUUGUGAAAAUUUGGGCAAGAGUUGGUUAAAUGGUUUGGUCCUCU